This is a messenger RNA of Bathycoccus prasinos, 738 nucleotides long. RefSeq lists its product with no specific name. The coding region runs from base 1 to 738 and encodes 245 amino acids. Lineage: Eukaryota; Viridiplantae; Chlorophyta; Mamiellophyceae; Mamiellales; Bathycoccaceae. The record is from RefSeq and is a predicted model, not a curated record. Gene Ontology annotation, molecular function: protein binding. The transcript has a single exon.
AUGGACCGGGUUGGUGUUGCAUCAGAAGGAUGUUUUCACAUCGCAUGUGCUUCCGAAAUUGAACGAGACGGAUCGGUUUUUCUUUGCAGGGGCGAGUGGAGGAAGUUGGGAGGUGCUUGCGUACGCAAAGGUUCGAAAUUGAGUUGGAAUAUUUAUGAAUGUACAUCCAUUUCGACUUUGGAGUUUGCGUGGAACAACAUGGAAUGGGGAGAGAGAUUUCCAUGUGGAAAUGUGAAGGACCAAGCCUGGUUUUGCGCUCAAGUUGCUGGAACGAACAAACUCGAGUUGCUCAAGUGGGCGAGAGAAGUGAAACAGUGCAAGUGGGAUGAAUGGACGAUUACUGCGGCAACAGAUCAAGGUAAUCUGGAAAUGUUGAAGUAUUGCAUCUCUAACCAUUGCCCGUGUGAUGUGAGAACACACAGGCAUGUGAUACUACAGGCAUCAAGCAGUGGUCGCGUGGACAUCGUGAAAUAUCUCGUUGAAAAAAGAAUGAUAUCCUCCUAUGAGGAUAAGCUCAACUGCGUGGUAAGUGCUGCAAGGCAUGGCCAACUCGGUUGCCUCAAAUACUUAUUGGAGAAGGCGAGAGCGCCUCUCGACCAUUUUGUCUAUAUCGCUUACGCUCGUUACUACGAGCAAACGGAGUGCGUAAACUACUUACGAGAAAAAGGGUGCUCGGAACCAACGGACGAACAAUACGCUACAAUUGUCGAGGACAUAGAAGCGCAUCCAGACUCUUAG